AUGGGAAUACUUUUUAGUGAUUUAACAGACGUUACUAUCAAAGAAACUGAUAUUGGAGACGGCCCUGUACUCCAGAAUAACAUAGAGACUGUUAUAAACUUAAUUAAAAACAAUAAAGGUAAAACAUGUGUGAUAACCGGAGCUGGAAUUAGUGCGCCGCAGUUGCCAACAUUCAGAUCGCGUGAUAAUAGUGGUCUUUGGGAUGUUUUGAAGGCACCAGACCUUUCAAAAUCUGUAUUUUAUCAAAAUCCUCUACCAUCAUGGAGACUUGCAGCAAACAUCAGAAAUUUGCAAUUGAACAAAACUCUAAAGCAUACGCUAGCUCAUAAUGUCCUCCAUCAAAUGGUUAUCGAUGGCUAUGUUUCAGAUCUUUUGACACAAAACUGCGAUUCCCUUCAUAGUUAUGACGAUGAAUAUGACGAGAAAGUAGUUGAACUCCAUGGAGCUGCAACUGAUUAUGGCGUUUGCGAAAAAUGCCAUGAACUAAGAAACGUAGACGUUCUUGAAAUUCUUCAUACCGAUACAUCUCCAGUUUGCAAUGUUUGUGGUUCAGUUCUUAAACCGCAAGUUGCUUUCUUCGAAGAUACAAUUCCCCGCCAUAUCAGAGACGCUGCGUACAACGCUCUUUCCAGCUGCGAUUUACUACUUGUCGUAGGUACUUAUUGUGCGGUAGACCCUGUUCUCAGCUUUGUUAGAAACGCAAAAAGAAAUGGUACAAUAUUAGUAGAAAUCAACCCUGCUGAGAGUAAUGGCUCUCAGUUUAUGGAUGUAAGCAUUAGAUACUCAGCAAAUGAUGCGUUUAAGUUAAUCGCCGAGAAUUUAUAUCCUGGUCAAUCAUUUGAGUAA
This is a messenger RNA of Trichomonas vaginalis G3, 846 nucleotides long. RefSeq names its product NAD+ binding. The record is from RefSeq and is a predicted model, not a curated record. NCBI's taxonomy places the organism in Eukaryota, Parabasalia, Trichomonadida, Trichomonadidae. The coding region runs from base 1 to 846 and encodes 281 amino acids. Gene Ontology annotation, molecular function: NAD+ binding. The transcript has a single exon.